Pectinophora gossypiella (pink bollworm) is the source of this 2642-nucleotide messenger RNA. RefSeq names its product 1,4-alpha-glucan-branching enzyme (gene AGBE). The record is from RefSeq and is a predicted model, not a curated record. Gene Ontology annotation, molecular function: hydrolase activity, hydrolyzing O-glycosyl compounds; cation binding; 1,4-alpha-glucan branching enzyme activity. Gene Ontology annotation, cellular component: cytoplasm. Gene Ontology annotation, biological process: glycogen biosynthetic process. The coding region runs from base 267 to 2324 and encodes 685 amino acids. The transcript has 14 exons. Lineage: Eukaryota; Metazoa; Arthropoda; Insecta; Lepidoptera; Gelechiidae.
GCAAGCGCAACGUGAUUUUUUAACAUUUUUAAUUAGUAAGAUAAGAGGGUGAAUGGAAAUCAAACAAAAAAGUUGGUAUGUAGGUAGGUGCUACAGUACAAUUACGAGUGAUCUAGUGAGCAAACUUGACCCGAAGUUAUCGGAAACUACAUUAAUUCCUACAAUAUCGCUUGUUUAUCAUUCAAACGAGUGCUAUCGUUUCGCGCGGUUGUGAGGCGCCUGCGCAGUUCGAGCCGGUUCCACAGAUACCAAUACACAAACAUAGAAUGGGUGGUAAUUAUUCCGCUAUGGAUCCGAUGGACGUACCAGUCCCCGACUUAGAGAAAUUAUUCGAAAGGGACGGCUAUUUAAAACCCUACGAACGCGAAAUACGUCGCAGAUAUGGGUGCUUCAAAGACCUGUGGCAGCGUAUGGAGUCGUGGGAGGGCGGAGUUCAGGGUUUCACGCAGGGGUACAAGUACUACGGGCCACAGUUCCACAGCAACGGCUCCGUGACAUGGCGUGAGUGGGCCCCGGGCGCGCACUCCAUCCAUCUGCAGGGAGACUUCAAUGGCUGGAACUCAAAGAGCCACGCGUUCAAAAAGCUAGAAUAUGGCAAAUGGGAGCUGCACAUUCCGCCUAACGCCGACGGCGCAUGCGCGUUGAAACAUGGCGGACGAGUGCAGAUCAUCGUCAACGACCAUCUCUACAGGAUAUCGCCUUGGGCAAGCUACGUUAAACCUCACGAAGGGUUCACAUAUCAACAGUUCAUUUAUAAACCUGAUCAACCGUACAAAUUCAAGAACCAGAAAGUAAAAAAGCCCGCUUCUCUCAAAAUCUACGAGAGCCAUGUUGGUAUCGCCACUACUGAGGGUAGAGUCGGCACGUACAAGGAAUUCAUGGAUAAUGUCCUGCCCAGGAUAAAGAAACAAGGAUACAAUGCCAUUCAGCUGAUGGCCAUAAUGGAGCACGCGUAUUAUGCGUCGUUCGGGUAUCAAGUGACCAGCUUCUUUGCGGCCAGCAGCCGCUACGGCACGCCCUGUGAGCUGAAGCAACUCAUCGACAAAGCUCACGAGAUGGGCCUGUACGUGCUACUGGACGUGGUCCACUCUCACGCCUCCAAGAACACGCUGGACGGACUCAACGAGUUCGACGGCACCAACGCGUGCUACUUCCACGACGGGCCGCGCGGCACACACUCGCUGUGGGACAGCCGCCUCUUUAACUACUCUGAAACGGAGGUGUUGAGAUUCCUGCUAUCCAAUCUCCGGUGGUAUCAGGAGGAGUAUCAGUUCGAUGGAUUCAGAUUCGACGGCGUCACAUCCAUGUUGUACCACAGUCGCGGCAUCGGCGAAGGCUUCUCAGGUCACUACGACGAGUACUACGGGCUAAACGUGGACACUGAGGCGCUGGUCUACCUCAUGCUGGCCAACGAGAUCGUUCAUACCCUCGACGAUAGGGCUAUCACUAUUGCUGAGGAUGUAUCAGGCAUGCCAGCGACAUGCAGACCAGUGAACGAAGGCGGCACCGGGUUCGACUACCGGCUGGGCAUGGCCAUCCCGGACAUGUGGAUCAAGCUACUGAAGGAGGAACGCGACGAGGACUGGAAGAUGGGCCAUAUCGUGCACACCCUCACCAACAGGCGCUGGAAGGAGGGCACUGUCGCCUAUGCUGAGAGCCACGACCAGGCGCUGGUAGGCGACAAAACUAUCGCGUUUUGGCUGAUGGACGCGGCGAUGUAUACUCACAUGAGCACCCUCUCCGAGCCCAGCCCCGUGGUGGAGCGCGGCCUGGCGCUGCACUGCAUGAUCAGGCUCAUCACGCACUCGCUGGCCGGGGAGGCGUACCUCAACUUCAUUGGUAACGAAUUCGGCCACCCAGAGUGGCUGGAUUUCCCCCGCGCCGGCAACAACUCCUCGUACCACUACGCGCGCCGCCAGUGGAACCUGGUUGAUGACGACCUGCUCAAAUACAAGUUCCUCAACAAUUUCGACAAGGACAUGAAUGACCUUGAAGAGAGAUACGGGUGGCUGAGGGCGGACCCUGGGUACGUGUCAUGCAAGCACGAAGGGGACAAGGUGAUCGCGUUCGAGCGAGCUGGCCUGCUAUUCGUCUUCAACUUCCACCCCUACCAGAGCUUCACCGACUACAGGGUCGGAGUCAACGUAGCUGGCAAAUAUAAGGCGGUGCUUUGUUCGGACAGUAAGAGAUACGGCGGAUUUGGUCGCGUGGAGCCCGAUGGUGACGAACACCUCACGCAGGACAUGCCUUGGGGCAACAGGAAUGAUUCUAUACAGGUAUACAUCCCUUGCCGCACUGCUAUUAUUUAUGCACUUGUUAAUUAAAAUUUAUUGUUGAAUUUAUAAAUCUAUUGCCAUAAUGAACACUUUUUUUGUUAAAAGUGCUUCUAUAAUUGUUUUAAGAAUUGUUACUAUAAAUAAUGCAGAUGAAAUAAAAUUAAAUCAAAGAUUAUUACCCUAAUAAUCUUAAAAAUGUGUAACAUUUAUUUUAUAGAUAUAUUUUUUAUUAUAUUUUAAUAUAAUAUACUGUUAUGAAGCAGUAGUGUAAAAUGAAAGACUUGUUAUUAUGAUAGUACAAAGUGUGGUCUAUUUUAUAAAAUAAUAAAGUUGUUUUAUGAAAAUAAAGACAGAUCUGUUUUGAAA